CUUUAGCAAUUUUAAAAUUGCGUGGUAUUUUGAAUUACACUAAAACACCGGUGUAAUAUCUUUUUAUUUUUACAGUAUCAGGGUUUUGAAUCGUGAGAGUUUUUGAAAUAAAUUAUAUAGUUUCGAUCUACAUAUAUGUUUGCUGCAUUGUAUUUUCAUCAUUUUCACCGAAUUAGUCGAAUUGUCUGCAUCGGAAGCUUUUGGUUACGAUUGUUAUUUUUCUGCAGAUCAAGGUAGCGUAACAAUAUGGUUGUCGCUUACCGGCUAAUGCUGUAUUUAUUUCUAUUGACAAUAAGUAUAUUAGAAGUUAAAUCAACGUUUCUACAUGCUUGUUACCAGCCAAAAAUUGAACAUGCGUUAUUAACAAGUCCUGGUAGUUUUGGGGCGUCAUAUGGCUAUGGAUAUGACACUACGUACAGAGCGGGUAGCCAGCUCACAAUAGUAUGCAGACAUGGAUAUCAGUUAGUUAGUGGAUCAAAAUAUUCGUCCGGUUUUACCACCCUCUGUACGAGAACUGGAGCGUGGGCACCACCGGCAAGAGCGCUUUCGUGUGUUCCCAAAAUAAAGGAAACGACUUGUGAGCCACCACCAGUAGAGGGAUUAUUACUACGCCCAUCAAAAUCAAUUUACCAAGUCAAAGAAACAGUUCGAUAUACUUGUGACGAUGGAUAUACGUUAGUCGGAAAAAAUACCGGAAUUUGUACACAUGAUGGUGUUUUCGUAGAAAUACCUGCUUGUCAUAAAGACAAGAUAACCUGCGUCGCUCCAGAAGGAAACGGACUCAUUGUUAAGCCAUCACGAACCUCAUAUUAUGUUGAAGACAUUGUCCAAUACAGUUGUGAAGAUGGUUAUCUUCUCAUUGGGGAACGAACUGGAAGUUGUUCAGAAAGCGGAAUUUUCCUCAAUGUGCCUUUCUGUAACAAAAUUAAGACCUGUACUGCGCCACAAAAGGAAGCAUUACGGGUGUUGCCAUUCUGGUCAGAAUAUUCUAUUGGCGAUACCGUAUCAUAUACUUGUGAAGAAGGAUAUCUGCUUAUUGGUGACGUUGUUGGAAAGUGUGGCAGAAGUGGAUUCUUUAUCAAUGUUCCCUUUUGCAACAAAUUAAAAACUUGUGAUCGUCCAGAAGUAGAG
Messenger RNA from Styela clava, 1131 nucleotides. NCBI's taxonomy places the organism in Eukaryota, Metazoa, Chordata, Ascidiacea, Stolidobranchia, Styelidae. The record is from RefSeq and is a predicted model, not a curated record.